Protopolystoma xenopodis is the source of this 339-nucleotide messenger RNA. The record is from the annotation of a GenBank genome assembly. NCBI's taxonomy places the organism in Eukaryota, Metazoa, Platyhelminthes, Monogenea, Polystomatidea, Polystomatidae.
AUGAGCCAGGCUGGGUUUCGCGUUACAGGCAUGCUUGUCUAUUGCGCCCCCUUGCCCUAUAUGGCUCAUCAAGUAGGUGAUUACUUCUCCAUUCGGGGAUUCGCUGCUACCCAAAAAAGUCCUCGCGUGCCGAUGCAAUGGCGCAAGAGUUUUCAUGUCUCCUUGAUUGCCUACGUGAACCCAACUAUCCUCAGUCGGCGUAUAGUUGGGGCCGCACGCAUGCGGUCAGGAGAUGACCAGCCACGCCUUCGGCAAUUCGUAAGGGGCGAUACUACCCUUGGUGCCUGCAAGCCUGUUUGUAGCGAAGCGCAGGAAGCCGGACGUGUCAUGUCCAGCUAG